Messenger RNA from Galendromus occidentalis (western predatory mite), 1593 nucleotides. Its product is annotated as protein SHQ1 homolog. Gene Ontology annotation, biological process: box H/ACA snoRNP assembly. Lineage: Eukaryota; Metazoa; Arthropoda; Arachnida; Mesostigmata; Phytoseiidae. The coding region runs from base 1 to 1398 and encodes 465 amino acids. Gene Ontology annotation, cellular component: cytoplasm; nucleoplasm. The transcript is spliced from 8 exons. The record is from RefSeq and is a predicted model, not a curated record.
AUGAUUACGCCUGAGUUUGACAUCGAACAGGAUUCGGACACCAUAUCCCUCACAAUUAAAUCGCCGUACACAAGAAUAUCGGAUGCCGAUAUGUACGUCCACGAAAAUGAGUUAAAAUUCUAUUCGAAACCAUACUUCUUGAGAUUGAAUUUGCCGGGUAAUAUACUCUACGACGAGCGCACUGAGACGAAGUACGAUGCGGAUUGCGGAAAGUUUUUCUUCCGUUUCUAUAAAGAAACUCCUGGAGAACACUUUGAGGAUCUGUGCUUGCUAACGAAACUUUUGGCUCCGAAAAUGAAAGCAGGACAAAAAGCUAUCGAAGAAGUCGACGAUAUUCGGGGCGAGGAUCUCGACGAUGAAGACGGUGAUAUCUGGCAGUUCCAUCAAGGAAUCCCUGAGAAUGAAGAAAUAAUCGAUGGGAGACGAUAUGGUUUCAACCGCUCCAAAACAGGAGUGAUGGGCCGAAUGCUAGAAUCAUUUCCACGUGCCUGUGAUAUCAAGGACCCCGAGAAGUCUUCUGUGAGUCAAGCCAGAUCAGAGCGCUUGCGCGAAGAGAACGAGCUUUUCGAUAGCGUUCACUUCUUAUUCGACUACUUGGAGGAAGGUGGACAGCAAGUUCGAAGAGUGAUAGAGACUCAAAUGGAUUAUGAGGCGGACAUAGACUUCACUCCGGAACAGACGGAGGCUCUUCGGAAACUGCCCGCUCGGAACUAUUUGAUGGAUAGAGCGGAGAAGCUCCGUUGCAUAUUGGGUCUUGUCGAUCUAAUGUACGCGUAUGCUUACACGAAUCGGGUCAAUGAAGGCGACUGGAACUCUGAAAGUGGGUGGACUGUUGCCAAGCUCUCAGCGACACUGAGCCAUUUCGAAGAGUUCACAUCCAUGAAGGCUGUCAAGAUAUCCUGUAUCCGACGAACCCUUGUGUUCCCUCUCAUGAGGUCGUACGCCCUCAGCGAGGUCUGCUGGCGGGAUGCCGCAGUCAUCUUCAAGCGCGGACCCAAAUACGUCUUGGCUUGUCUUCUGCAAAUUCAUGAGGCAAUGGAAAUGGAUGCUGACGGUCGGCAUUUGCUCAAUGACCUAUACAUAGAUGAUUACUGUAUCUGGUUGCAACGGCAGUGCAAGCCGAGCCGACUGCAAGACAUCUCAGAGCGAAUGCUGGGAACCGAGGUUCAGAAAGAGGACAUCGGUCUGAACCUCGUGACGCUAGAGAGUAAAAUAGCGCAUCUGAAAGAUUUGGAAAGCUCGGAAAGCUCGGGAGACUCGGAUGAUUCCUCAUCAACGUCGGCCCAGGACAGCGAUGACUACGACACUUGUGAAGAAUGUAGCACUUCAGAGGAAUCAGAUACGACCUCCGAAUCGGAUACCCCAGAAUCCUCGCUAUCAACGAACAGAAAUCUCUGAGCUCGACGGAGAAGUAGAGGAGCGAGACUACGCACACGAAUACCUCUUCAUGAUGCCCCGCGUUCUCGUGGGACGACUUUGCGUACGUUAUAGGGGAUCAUCGAGGGGGAAAUCGACUCCGUGGAAUGAAACUCACGGGAGCGAUUUGUGAAUUUUACAGCUGAACGUUUCAAUAAAUUUUCUACGAGUCAUCUA